This is a messenger RNA of Candidula unifasciata, 381 nucleotides long. The record is from the annotation of a GenBank genome assembly. NCBI's taxonomy places the organism in Eukaryota, Metazoa, Mollusca, Gastropoda, Stylommatophora, Geomitridae.
AUGUAUCUAGCAGUGGUACUAGCAUUUAUUACAGCCUGUGCAUUUAGUGAGGUGGCGGCACAGAUGGCGGAUUCGCCUUUAAGAUGGAAUCAGUUGUGUGACGAAACGUUGGUCCUCUGUACUCAGGCAUAUGAAAAAGGCGUCAAGAAUAAGGAAACAAUCAACUGGUACUACCACUGUGUGUUUCGAAUACAGUGUGAGAGGUGGUCUGAAGGCUUCUAUAACAGGCAGAACAUCCUCAGUAAAAUCCAAGCACGUAAGGAAUUCUAUGACCCAAACACAGAAUGGUGGAAGAAUGGAGGCUGUAAAAGGCGGAUUUCCUUGGCCUGUAUUCCUUUACUGCUAUUCAUACACAGGAUUUUGCGGGCAUUACUGCAGUAA